Messenger RNA from Corythoichthys intestinalis (scribbled pipefish), 4135 nucleotides. RefSeq names its product BTB (POZ) domain containing 3a (gene btbd3a). The record is from RefSeq and is a predicted model, not a curated record. The coding region runs from base 189 to 1628 and encodes 479 amino acids. Gene Ontology annotation, molecular function: protein binding. Gene Ontology annotation, biological process: neurogenesis; cerebral cortex development; dendrite morphogenesis. NCBI's taxonomy places the organism in Eukaryota, Metazoa, Chordata, Actinopteri, Syngnathiformes, Syngnathidae. The transcript has 6 exons. Gene Ontology annotation, cellular component: cytosol.
CUGCCAACAAAAAACAAGAAUAAGACAAGCUCGGCUUACUUUUACUGUCAACAACAAAAGUGCAUCGUUGGCACAGUCAUCUUUUGGGAACAUUAAACUAGCGCGCGAUGAACUCGUACACCUGUGAAAAACUUUAAAGGAGGCUGUGGUCAUGAGUGGUGAGCGGUCGGUGGCGUGACUGCCCUAGAAUGGCCGCCGAGUUGUUUCCCGCCAAGAAGCUUCUUCCGUCCGCCUCUGAGCAGCAGCAAGAAGAGCAGCAGCAGGAGCAGCAGCACAACCCACAGUACCAACAAGAGCAUCACCAGCAGAACCUGAGCAACAACAACGGCACCUCCAGGCAGGCCGGCUGUACCUGGCAGGGCUUGUACCCCACCAUACGGGAGAGGAACUCAGUCAUGUUUAACAAUGACAUGAUGGCAGAUGUCUACUUUGUGGUGGGACCGCCAGGUGGGACGCAGCGGGUUCCGGGCCACAAGUAUGUCCUGGCGGUGGGCAGCUCGGUUUUCCACGCCAUGUUCUAUGGCGAGCUGGCUGAGGAUCAAGAGGAGAUUCGCAUCCCCGACGUGGAGCCGCCGUCCUUCCUCGCUAUGCUCAAGUACAUCUACUGCGAUGAGAUCGAGCUGUGUGCCGACACAGUUUUGGCUACGCUGUAUGCCGCUAAGAAGUACAUAGUGCCGCACCUGGCGCGCGCUUGCGUAAACUUCCUGGAGACGAGCCUGAGCGCCAAGAACGCCUGCGUACUGCUGUCUCAGAGCUGCCUGUUCGAGGAGCCCGACCUGACGCAACGCUGCUGGGAAGUGAUCGACGCUCAAGCCGAGCUGGCCCUGCGCUCUGAGGGCUUCUGCGACAUCGACGCGCACACGCUGGAGAGCAUCCUGCGCCGCGAGACCCUCAACGCCAAGGAGAUGGUGGUGUUUGAGGCGGCGCUCAGCUGGGCCGAAGCCGAGUGUCAGCGUCGGGAUCUGAGGCCCACCAUCGAGAAUAAGCGGAUGGUGCUCGGAAAGGCCAUAUACUUGAUCCGCAUCCCCGCCAUGGCUCUUGAGGACUUCGCUAACGGGGCAGCGCAGUCCGGCGUGCUGACGCUAAACGAGACCAACGACAUCUUCCUGUGGUAUACGGCGGCCAACAAGCCUGAGCUGCUGUUUUGCAGCAAGCCUCGACAAGGCCUGGCGCCGCAGCGCUGCCACCGCUUCCAGUCGUGCGCCUACCGCAGCAACCAGUGGCGCUACCGCGGACGCUGUGACAGUAUACAGUUCGCCGUGGACAAGCGCGUCUUCGUGGCCGGCUUCGGCCUCUACGGCUCCAGCUGCGGAUCGGCCGAAUACGGGGCCAAAAUGGAGCUGAAGCGUCAGGGCGCACCGGUGGCGCAGCGCGUCAUCAAGUACUUCUCGGACGGCUCCAGCUCCACUUUCGCCGUGUGGUUCGAGCACCCGGUCCAGAUCGAGCCCGACGCCUUCUACACAGCCAGCGUGGUCUUGGACGGAAAUGAGCUCAGCUACUUCGGACAGGAGGGCAUGACUGAGGUGCAGUGCGGUAAGGUCACUUUCCAGUUCCAGUGCUCCUCAGACAGCACUAACGGAACUGGCGUGCAAGGCGGUCAGAUACCAGAACUCAUCUUCUACGCUUGAGUAGACACUUUUUGGCUCCAAUGGAAGGCCUUUUGAGUAUUUAUUCCCAUUACUCAAGCUAUCAUGCUCUUUGGUCCUCACUAGUAAUAAAAUACAUCACACUUGUAAAGAAUAGAACAAAUGCCCAAAAGAUCACUGAUAAAACAUCUGAAUAAGUUUGAUUUUAAUGUAAUUUAUGCACAACCUCUCACAUAACAAAAAUCGGCAAAUAUGACUAUAAAUGCGAUAACAAGCAUAAGCGGAUUUUAAGGGGGGGGGCCUAGUGGCUGAAAAGUGUCAUUGCAUGUAAUUCACUUUCCUAUAUAUAUAUAUAUAUAUAUAAGUUAUAAAACUAUAAAACUGCAACAAAAAUGAAUGAAUUGAACAAAAACAUUUUUAUAAUAGGUCGAAAUGAUUUUACGAGCACCUUAGACAUUUGCUUUGCAUAUAAUUUAAAAUAUAUAUAUGUAUUAGAGAAAAAAAUAUUUUUGAAAUGAUUUUUUUUCUUUGAUUGAAAAUAUUUUUUUUUGAUUGAAGCAACUUUUUGGGGGUUUGAAUGAUUUAGACACAAAUGUCCUAAUCAUAGUAUGGCCCAAACACAAAAAGGAUUGCUUCAAUCAAAGUGUUCAAGUUCAAAUUUUUCAAUCUCAAAUAUUUUUUGUAUUCAAAAACGUUUUUCUAUAAUUGAAAUUUUUCUUUUUUUUGAUUGAAGUGGUUUUUAUUUUUGAAAAUCUAUAUUUUUUGAAGCAACUUAUUUUUGGAUAAUAAAGAGAAAAAUGUCCUAGCCAAAAUGUGGCCCAAAUACAAAUCAACAUUACUUCAAUCAAAAGUUGCUUCAAACCAAAAAAAAAACUUGACUUAAAAAAAAAUAAAAGAAUAAAAUUAAUCAAAGAAAAAUUAUUUUCACAUGCUUUUUUUUACUUUCUUUAGUUUCAACUUUAUUUUUGCAUUCAAAAAUUGAUAAAGGCAACUUUUUUUGAUUGAAUAAUAGAGACAAAUCUCCCGCCAUAUGGGUCCGCCGAGGGGAUACAACUUUUGACUGGGGUAACUACAUUGGCACAACACCGGUGGGCGUACCAAAUUCAAUGGAUGACGAUCUUGACGAAAAGUAUUGCCCAAACAGCCUGAUUUAGAAUUCCCUUCAAGAAUGAUGGGAAACAAAAAAUGCUCAUGUCAACUUAUUAUUAUAAAUAUUCUUGUAAGUUAAUUUUAUUGCUGACACUGCGUUUUGGGGUCAUCAACAUGUUGUGCCCCCCCAGCCCCAAAAGUCAAACUCCGCCGCCUAUGAUAACACGGUAACUAAGCCUGUUGCAAUAUGCAAUAAGUCAGUUAACGGUAAAUAAAAAUGAGGGCGGUAAUUGUCCCGGCUGUGAUUUAUCGAAUAUAUAUGCGCGUGCGUGUGUUCGUGUGUUUCACAGAUGUUUAUUGGUCAUCAACACAUUGAUUUAUUAGGAUGUUUUGUCACUACAUUAGUAGUUAAAUUGAUUUUUAAAAAAUAGCAAUAAUAUUACAUUUCGGCAAUAAUUUAUGAGACAAUGUAUCGCCUACUAAAAUUUGUUAUCGCGACAGGCCUAACGGUAACAUAACCAAAUGUACACGACAUGGUAACUUUGCUAGAGGUUGGCUAACACCAGAAUUUGAACCCUAUGUUCAUUCACAAAGUCGUAUAAACAAAAUACAGAAGGCCCAACAAGAAAGGGAACAAAUGUAAUGGUAAUCUAUUUAAGGAUUUAGUUGAAUAGUAUUACACUUAAAAGUUGUUCCUUAGUAUUUGAAUAGAAACUGUUCUUAACCAUGACUGUUUGUUGUUUGAGUUGAAGACCACUGAACUGUACUUGAUUCAUGCACAGUAGUGGUCUAAAAAAAGUUUUUUUUUAACAUUUAAUUGAGUCAAUCUUUUGUGUACCACUGGUGGUACUGAAACCACACUUUGAGAAGCAAUGCAAUAGAGGACUAUAGCACAUGAUAGUUGAUCCACCCCUCUCCAAAAAAGGUAUCUACGAUACGGAAUACAUGCUCAGACGGCUUUCCAAAGGCUCACACUUUAGUUUUCCCUAUAGUGGACCGCAUCUGUAGAAUUCCUUUUCACCUUCACAACAGAAGAUGUGAAUUUCUUUGGCGUUUCUCCACAAAGUUCUCAAGUGACGCAAAAACCCCAAACAGCAAAGACUUUUGAGCUUUCCACUCUUUCUUUGCUGGACAGGUUUUUCCAUUUGUGAAGAAUCAUCUAUGAACUGGACUCUUGCCUUAAAAAUCAUGUUGACACAAAAAUGUUCUCUUUGAAAACAAAGAUGUAACAUUUUUAAUUUUACCAAGCACAUGGUGAUGUGUUGUCAGUAGUUUUGUGUGUCCAUGCAUCACUUGUUUUUCAUGUCUGUUGAAUGUGCGCGGUGGCAGAAGUGGCCUUAAAUCAUGAGUUAAAAAACAACAACAUUCUAUUGUCCUAUUUGUAUAUUUAUAUAGUUAUGUGUCUGUUUUUACUUUUAUUGGCAAAGAAUCAUCAAAAUAAAUACAUUAUAUCACAUUGA